Messenger RNA from Musca vetustissima, 1263 nucleotides. RefSeq names its product putative gustatory receptor 98b. The transcript has 4 exons. Gene Ontology annotation, cellular component: axon; neuronal cell body; dendrite. Gene Ontology annotation, biological process: sensory perception of taste. NCBI's taxonomy places the organism in Eukaryota, Metazoa, Arthropoda, Insecta, Diptera, Muscidae. The record is from RefSeq and is a predicted model, not a curated record. Bases 1 to 1263 code for a protein of 420 amino acids.
AUGGCGAACUACGUAAAACCUUCCGCUGUGGAAAAAUCGCAGCUGGUCAGGGGAAUUUUAACCUUUCAAUGGUUCUAUGCUCUGUGUGGCAUAGCCUUGCCCCCGCUUUUACUAAGGAGAAAUGCUGAGGGAAGGCUACAAAAAGUUGUCUCCGCUCUAACCUGGCUGUUUUAUGUCCUGCAUGUGUUACUCCUCAAUUAUGUGGUUAUGUGGAUGGUCUGGGAUAACAAUUUGAUUGUGGAUAUUGUGGUGCAACGUUAUGUCCUGGAUGGUGUUACGAAAAUCCUAAGCAUUGUACAAAAUUACGAUGUGGUGUGUGUCCAACUGGCCAUGGCCUUGGCCACGUUUUUUGGUCGGAAAACUUUAAUGCAGAUUCAUGAAACUAUUGCCCAAUUGGAGCAGGAUAUUGUGGGAUAUCAAAAAUCUCUUGAAGAUAAAUCCGAUUUAUUCAAAAGGCGUUGUUCCUCCUUCCGUCGCCGGCUUUUCCUUCGCUGCGGAAUAUUUUUCGUUUUGCACACUGUGCUGCAGUGCUAUGCCAAAUUUCCCAUGAUUUGGGAUAAUCUUAGUGGCCGGGAUAAAUUUCUAACACUCUUCAGUUUUCAUUUGAUGCAUAGCAAAUGUUCGGAAUACAGGGUUAUGAUGAGUGUCCUCAACGAGCUAAUCAGUGCCCUGCAAGAUUCUUUAAUCAACCUUAAAUAUGAAAUAGCACGCCAUGAUUUAUUAGGUAACUGCGUAGGAGCAGGAGAAUCUACUCUUUAUAGGAAAUUGAGAAGCCAUCAAUUUCUACUCAGUCGUUUUUGGUCUUUGGUCCAGUUAAUCGAAGCCUAUUUUUCCCUACCCAUGCUCAUACUUUUCCUAUAUAAUGGUAUAAAUAUAACGCACACUAUUAAUUGGAUAUAUGUGAAAUCAUUUCGACGCAAUGAAAAGGAUCGAAAGCAUCCGUAUCGCUUUGCGUACAUCAUUUUACUGUUUUUGAAUAUGCUGUGGACUUGUUGGCUCAGUCAAAUGUGUAUCGAUAAGUACCACCACAUUGUCAACAUUUUACAUAGCAUUCGAAUUAAAGCCAAUGACUUGGCCUUGGUUCAGCGUCUCCGCGAAUAUUCGCUGCAGCUGAAACAUCAGGAAAUUAAGUUCACCUGUUGGGGUUUCUUCGAUAUGAAUAUGAAAUAUUUCGGAUUGCUAUCAUUAACCAUCCUGACAUAUGUUUUCAUACUGCUGCAAUUCAAAUUGCAAGCGGAAACGGAAAAGGCCAUCAGAUUGUAA